This is a messenger RNA of Capra hircus (goat), 2015 nucleotides long. RefSeq names its product neural retina leucine zipper (gene NRL). The record is from RefSeq and is a predicted model, not a curated record. NCBI's taxonomy places the organism in Eukaryota, Metazoa, Chordata, Mammalia, Artiodactyla, Bovidae. Gene Ontology annotation, molecular function: DNA-binding transcription factor activity, RNA polymerase II-specific; RNA polymerase II cis-regulatory region sequence-specific DNA binding. Gene Ontology annotation, biological process: regulation of transcription by RNA polymerase II. Gene Ontology annotation, cellular component: nucleus.
CUCUCCACCCCAGAAUCUCUUCUUUGGGGCCCUGGACUGAUCAUUCCCUCCACAUUCCCCUGAAGAACGCAUCUGCCCCAACCAACCAUAAAGUCCUCCGGUAAUUUCUCAAGUUAUGUCUCCAUCCAGACAUCUGUCUUCAGCUUGAGGCCCUGGGUAUUAUCCCAAAUGCCAUAUCACCUCAAACUCAACAUGGCUAUGGUGCACCCCUCCUAAUCCAGCCCCAGAAUGGCACUGCCUCCCAGUCCCCUGGCCAUGGAAUAUGUCAAUGACUUUGACUUGAUGAAGUUUGAGGUAAAGCGGGAACCCUCAGAGGGGCGAUCUGGCCCCUCGACAGCCUCGCUGGGCUCCACACCCUACAGCUCAGUGCCUCCUUCACCCACCUUCAGUGAGCCAGGCAUGGUGGGGGCCACCGAGGGCACCCGGCCAGGCCUGGAGGAGCUGUACUGGCUGGCCACCCUGCAGCAGCAGCUGGGGGCUGGGGAGGCGCUGGGGCUAAGUCCUGAGGAGGCUGUGGAGCUGCUGCAGGGUCAGAGCCCAGUCCCUGUUGAAGGGCCCCAUGCCUACUACCCAGGGAGUCCAGAGGAGACAGGAGCCCAGCAUGCCCAGCUGGCGGAGCGGUUUUCCGACGCGGCGCUGGUGUCGAUGUCUGUGCGAGAGCUAAACCGACAGCUGCGGGGCUGCGGGCGCGACGAGGCGCUGCGGCUGAAGCAGAGGCGCCGCACGCUGAAGAACCGCGGGUACGCGCAGGCCUGUCGCUCCAAGCGACUGCAACAGCGGCGGGGGCUGGAGGCGGAGCGCGCCCGCCUGGCCACCCAGCUGGACGCGCUGCGGGCCGAAGUGGCCCGCCUGGCUAGGGAACGCGACCUCUACAAGGCUCGCUGUGAACUGCUGGCCCCAAGGCCUGGGGCCAGAGGCCACGCCCACCUCUUCCUCUGAGCCGCUGGCCACCGAGUGGUGGAGUAGGUGGGCGGGUGGUGUGCACCACCCCGGAGGCGCCUGUGCCAUUCACUAGAUGGCUACUGAACGCCUUCUGGUGCCAGACACUCCUUUGGAUGACCACACAAGUAUCCCCAAACUUCCUGGACCCUCAAGGCAUGCUCUGAGGUUAGAUGCUGGUCAUUUCCUGGGAGAGGGGUCCCCUUCCCUCACGCAGGACGUGCACAGAAACCCUUCACUUUCUGCCCCACUCUAUAGGACCGGGUCACUGAAAUCUGCGGGGGUCAGUGCCAGGCAUUGUGUAGGGGGCGGGCCGCAAGGAGGUGUGGAUGACGUACAGUGAAUGGGAGGUGAGGGAGUCCUGCUGCUCCCAGAUCAGUAUAGAUUUUAAUUCAAGGCUUUCAACCUGUAGUGCAGUAAGGUGGUAAUUAGCAAUGAGGCUAUGUUUUCAUUCCAGGGCUUGUAACCUCCCCAUUUUAGGACAACUGCAUUUUCAAGAUUUCAAUUUCCAUUAUCAAGACAGACCAGAAACUUGAUUCAAGAGGCUUUUGUCCUAGCUAACCCCAUGGCCUCCAAGGUCUAGAGCAGCAAAGAUCAGAGGAGCUCCAGGGGUGGUAGGUGUGGGCUGGGAGAGGACCCUGAGCAGGAGUCUGAAAACCUGGGUGCUAGUCUCAGCUCUGCCACAGGAUACCUCUGGCACCUUGAGCAAAUCACUGGCUCCCUGGGUUUUGAUGACUUCAUCUAAUGCUCACUUGACUGGAUGACUUCUGACACCUUUCCAGUUCUGGCCUUUCCGUAGUGUGGAAGCCCCAGGGGUCUCCCCGAGAAUCCCUCAACUCAGCCUCAUUAAAGGGACUUCCUGCCCUGUUCCAGCUUCCUGACUGCAGCCUAGGCCCUGGAUGAGACCGUGCACUGGUUCUGGGUUGCUCCCUCCAUGCUGCCUUGGCCUCCAGACCUGCAUAGGUUGCCCCUGCUCCCUUUCGCCUCUCUGAGGGCUGAGGUGAGACUGUCCCCAGCCUGUCAAGGAGCUGAAAGAAUGCAGCUUUUGUGAAUUAAACUUGAAGUCUAGGCACAAC